Acanthaster planci (crown-of-thorns starfish) is the source of this 11763-nucleotide messenger RNA. Its product is annotated as dual specificity tyrosine-phosphorylation-regulated kinase 1B-like. Gene Ontology annotation, biological process: peptidyl-threonine phosphorylation; protein autophosphorylation; peptidyl-serine phosphorylation. The record is from RefSeq and is a predicted model, not a curated record. Gene Ontology annotation, molecular function: ATP binding; protein serine/threonine/tyrosine kinase activity; protein serine/threonine kinase activity. Lineage: Eukaryota; Metazoa; Echinodermata; Asteroidea; Valvatida; Acanthasteridae.
UGAUUUUUUCCUCCCCAUAAUUAUUUAAAAUACAUGUUAGCAAACAGUAGUGUUAGUAGUUAACCACAUCUAUAUGAAUUUGUCUGUCAUGUUCCUUUAGUCAUUGGAACACAAUAGAAUAUAUGCUCACUCCAUCUUAUCUCAUACCAAUGGGAGAUAAUGUUUACAUAGCGAUUACAGAGUUACAGUGCUACUUAGUAAAGCCCCCCCCCUUCCAUGCUGACCCUUUUAAGUGUUAUCGUCUGGCAUAUACUCUGGAAUGAUACACGUGUUGUCUUAACACUAAGGAUAGUCCCAGCUGGCUAAGUUCAGCAGAGACUCAAGGCAGAUGUUAUGAAAGGAGUAUUUUGGCAGCGUUCUGUUCUAUAUGCCGGUAUAGUGAAAAAAAAACCAAAUUGUCCACGUCUCUCCUCCUCAGUUCCUCGUGAUUGUAAUCAAGUUUGUGAGUUUCCGUUGGGCCUUCAGCGACAGUAGCCACUGGUGACAGGGACCAUCUUCCCACUAUAUGUUGUACAAAAGACUCAAAGACUUUGAUAUUGACCAUUUUAUUAUCAAUUUGGAAACAAUAUUUUACAAAAUUUUGAAAACAAAGUAAAGCAAAAGAAGAUGUCGACUGUUCAUUGUAAAGCAAGUUACUGGACACAGAAUUGUUCUGUGAUCAGAGCAUGAAGAUGGACACAAGAACUUACAUGUAGUUUUUAGUUCUGCUGCAGCAUAUAGAAAUGUACAAAUAUCUUCACGAACCUUUGUUUAGACUCGGUAAAUAGCUUAUGAAAACCCCAGUCUUAAUCGAAUAAUUACAAAAAUGCCUCUUGGAUAAUUACCUGUUAGUAGAAAGUAAUUUAUAUGUAUACAAGUUUCUAAAAAUAUGGAAAUGGAACUAACCAUUCUCGUUAAUGAUGACAGAAUAAUGAGUAAGCUGGUAUGCGUUGUUUAUUUGCAUAUUACUGUUGGGAUAUUUUAAUGGGGAGGCAGAUAAAGCAGCCACCACACAAGGCGUAGACAUCAUAACCCACUGAUGUGUGUCCCCCUCCCCCAGGACUUCAGUCACUAUGACUCACCCUGUCUGGGUGAAUGGUACAGCCCAAAUUCUACCCACAGAUGAUUGCCAGCUGAGUGGCCAAGCAGUCAAUGCCUCACCCCUCCCUGACCUGGCAUUCGAUUGGUGGCUGGCGGUGGCAACUGUAAUCCCACAGGUAUUGUGUCUGGCCAAUCAAGGGGAUUCUCUUACGCACUGUCGGCUGGCCUGGUGGGCGUAUGCAGAUCUAGCUGUUUGCUGAGCUGAAUCAGGCAGCCUGUGCUUUUGAGAAAAUUAACCGUCUGUGUAUCACGCACUGGAUAUACAGGUACAUGUAGGAGUGGAAAAGCCGGCUGUGUACAUGUACAGUGCUAAGGGCACAUUAAGCUAAAUCUCCGGCAUGUUGUGACGGCAGCGAUGGACCAUUGGUUCAGCGAAAGGCGUACAUCCUUUUCAAAAGAAAGGGUGAAAAAAAGGUGAUUCAACGGCAAUGACAUCGUAGCCAUCCCUGUCUGUUGAAGCCUGGAGGAGAUAUUGAAUUCAAACAGGAAAUAUUUGACAUAGUCCUGCUGGUUUGCAGGCCCUGCGAGGCUUGACAUAUGAAUGGUGUGCCAGCACAGCUUGUCUGGAUCAUCCCCCUGGUUGUCGUCAUUCUCUCUCGCUCUUCGUCAAAUUCUUCCCCUGUCAGUUGGAGGAGUUCAGGCUCACCUUUUUUGGAAGCGCCGGCUCGUUUGUGAACUCUGGCGGUGAAUGUCAACGGGAGCGAGGUGCAUUGUUUGCCCUCGUUUGUCAACAGAAACAGACUGGCAACGUGACUCCACAUUUUAGCGUCGGUUUGUGUACAGUGUAUGUAUCGAGCCUUUGACUUAUAUGACAUAUUCAAUAUUGCGGACAAGUGUAUAUGUAGUAUGGGUGUAGAAAUCCCUGGAUACUGUUAAGAGUUCAGAAAACUGAUUUCCUGUUCCAAUUGUCAGACAUGAUUUUCUCCUGUACUUCUCUCUAGCCUCGCCAGUCUUUGGAAUUUUACAAUAUCUGAUGAGCUGUGAGGUUGUUCAGCAGAACUGUGCUUUUUUUGAGUGUUAACCAUCACGAUGAAAUGGGAAUCGUGUGAUUUGCGGACAGGUGCGCCCAACUUGCUGUUGAAAAUCCUGGCUUGGUUCGUUUUCAAACCCAGUUUGUAAAUCGGUCAUAGAAUCUUCCCUUGGGAAUCUGCUGGUGCAAUCUUCAGCUUUGCCCGUAAGGGCCAUAACUCUGGAGUUGAUCUCAGCGCAAGCGGAAUGCGCCCACGGAUUAAAGCAACCGCGGUAAGGAUCUUAAACCCUCUCCUGCUGCAAAAAGAAAGAUGACAGCAGCUUUAACUGCAACACCGCCUCUGACUUCAGCCGGUAGGACAAACUUUUGGCCAACGUUAUAUGUACCUCGUUGCUCCAAAAAUGCUGAACCCUGACCACGUUAAGCUUGGGCUUCUGUUACAACAGCAUUAUUUCUGUUAGGUGCAUCUUUCCAUUAGUUUGUGGAUAUCAACCCUGUGAAGCAAAAAGAGGGAAAUCGAAGCUGAGACAACAACGGGCUCACGGCAGGAAGCGUUGGGAUUUGAUUUAUUAGGGGAUUCUUGUCGUGGAUUUUUUUCUUCUGAGAGGAGGUCAACAUAAGUGUUGGUUUCGCCCAUGGUUCAGCAAGGCCUUGGAGGCACCGGUUCAGGCAUGCUGUCGCGAGACUCGUCCGCCUCCUGGCGGAAGAGCGAGGGCUCCCCGUACUUGCCAGUCAACCCUCUCGCCGUGGCCAGUCGCAGGAGGGUCAACGGAAGACGCCCAACCGCCAAGCGCUACACCCUGACCACAGCCAACGGUUACCACGACGAUGACCUCGGUGGGGAGGUCCCCCACCGCCGCCACCACCUAGAGCCGCCGGACAUGGCUGCGGCCGGCCCCGGCUCGCUGACCAAUCACGUGACCCGCUCAUCCCGCCCGCAGCCGGGCAGCUUCGAGGAGCAGAGUUACGUCGCCAGUCAGAAGGAAGAAAUGGCGGCCAUGCAGAGCCGCAUCCCGCAGACGUUCCGCGACGCCAGCACCGCCCCGCUGCGGAAGCUGAGCGUGGACCUUAUCAAGACGUACAAGCAUAUCAAUGAGGUUUAUUAUGCCAAGAAGAAGCGUCGAGCUCUGCCAACUCAGGGCGACGACACGAGCCACAAGAAGGAGAAGCGGCUGUACAACGACGGAUACGACGAUGACAACUACGACUACAUCAUCCGCAACGGAGAGAAGUGGGAGGACCGAUACGAAAUCGAUUCCCUGAUCGGGAAGGGGUCCUUCGGCCAGGUUGCCAAGGCGUAUGACCACCAGGAACAGGAGUAUGUCGCCAUCAAGAUCAUCAAGAACAAGAAACCGUUCCUCAAUCAAGCCCAGAUAGAGGUCCGCCUCCUAGAACUCAUGAAUAAACAUGACACAGAUUGCAAGUACUAUAUUGUCAAACUUAAGCGUCACUUCAUGUUCCGUAACCACCUCUGUCUAGUCUUCGAGCUCCUGUCCUACAACCUGUACGACCUCCUUCGCAACACUAACUUCCGUGGCGUCUCACUCAACCUGACGCGUAAGUUUGCACAGCAGAUGUGCACGGCGCUGCUGUUCCUGGCCACGCCCGAGCUCAACAUCAUCCACUGCGACUUGAAGCCGGAAAACAUCCUGCUCUGUAACCCCAAGCGAAGUGCAAUCAAGAUCGUCGACUUUGGCAGCUCCUGCCAGCUGGGUCAAAGGAUAUACCAGUACAUCCAGAGUCGGUUCUACAGGUCCCCCGAGGUUCUGCUAGGCAUACCCUACGACAUGGCAAUCGACAUGUGGAGUCUGGGGUGCAUACUUGUCGAGAUGCACACGGGGGAGCCAUUAUUCAGCGGCUCCAAUGAGGUGGAUCAGAUGAAUAAGAUUAUUGAGGUGCUGGGGAUGCCCCUUCCACAUAUCAUCGACCAGGCGCCCAAGGCUCACAAGUACUUCAUCAAAUCCGACAAAGUCUGGGUGCUCAAGAAGACGAGAGACGGCAAAAAGUACAAGUCACCAGGGUCAAGAAAACUCCACGACAUUUUAGGGGUGGAGUCUGGGGGUCCAGGUGGGAGGAGGGCAGGGGAACUAGGCCAUUCGGUAUCCGAUUACCUCAAGUUCAAGGACCUUAUACUUAGAAUGCUUGAGUACGACCCUGCGGCUCGAAUCAAGCCUUACAACGCUCUCCAGCACUCGUUCUUCAAGCGCACGGCCGACGAGAGCACAAACACUAGCAACACCCCCUCCACCAGUCCAGCCAUGGACCAAUCUGCCACGCCCCCUACGGGGGAUGCCUCUUCCGGCUCUAGCUCAGGGGGAGUAACAGGAGGGAGUCGGGGGUCAGGCUCGGGGUCUGGAGGUCGAGCACGCUCAGAUCCAUCCCAGACAAACACGGCAGGUUCCCAUCAGGGUGGUUCCCAUCAUGCUUUGCAGCACGCUGCCGCUGGUAGUGGCUCCAUGGACUAUGAACCCUCGGCAACUCAUGGCACAGCUGCAGCCAGCUCACAGACCUGGGCUGCCGGCGACGGGAACGCCUUCGGCGCCCGGCCCAACAACAGUGCACACGGACACUUUCACGGGGGAUACCACUCGCACGGCCACUCUCGGAAGCACCAUCCGCACCAUGCUUCACCAUCAGGUCCGAGCGGCGCUGUCACGCAACCCAAUGCCAUCUCUGUCCCCCAGGCAUCGCAGAACCCUGUCACGAACUUGUCUUCCGGUGCGCCCCAGCACGCUCACUACAAUGCCGUGGACGCGACACCGGGACCCGGCUACGUGUACCACGGACAGUUAGACUGUACCCAGAGUGGAUCCUUGAAUAUGCAAUUAGCCGGUUACGGAGGUAACACCCACUCAUUACUAGGGAGCCACGCCCACCCUACCUCGGGCAGUAACCCCCAUAUACAUGGACAGAGUGCAACAAACGCUAAUAUAAAUUAUGCAGCCGCUGUUGGGACAGCACCCUAUGGGUACUCAAUAACAGGGCAAGCCCCUGUCAAUCCAGUUCUAGUGACAACGCAACAGACUUCAUUGCAAGGUGACGAGUCUCCGAUGAUGGGCGUUGUACAACAAAGCCCAGUAGUCAGUCACUAACCUUUGUUGAUAUCCGUAGAUGAACUUAUUUUAGCUAGCAAACAAUGUAGAUAAUUUUUUUUUUAAAUUGCACAGUUGGUUUUUUUUUUAAGAGGUCCCUCGUGGGCCGCCGUGUUGUCACAGCAGAUCCACCCCCUCAUGAGGAAUGUAGUGGCCCAUUGUAACACUCAACAAUGUACUCAGCAUACUCUUGCAUUAACUUGAAGGGGGGAGGACAUGAUUGUUAAACACGGAAAAAUGGCCCCUACCUACGUGUACCUGCGCAAUGAAUGUGAUAGCCACAGUGAUUCUGUGUAGUGUUCUCCCCUGGUCUCCACCACUUACCAAAAAGGGGUGUUCAGCCUUCAGCAAAGUUGCUAAGCUCCCAACCCUUCAGAUCCCUUCGUGAUAAAUGUGUAAUUCCCUGUGGAACUGCUACACAGAGACGUUUGCUCGGAAUUCUUAUGCACCCAGUUGAUGCACUUGUUCCAUCGUUGUUGUCAUCUUUCAACUGUGGAGCAGCCCAACUUAACUCUCCUCAUUCUGCAUCCAUCUAGAGUGUCGCAAAAACAGAAAUAGUUGCACCUCUGUUGUUGUGACUUAUCACCCCCAACUCCUGGUGCCAUUUUGAGAUUCACACAGAGAGCAAAGGAUCAUUUCCGGUUGCCUCACGUCUGUUAGAUUGGCCAUCCAACUCUCAGCAGGACUAGAAGAGAGCAGCCAUACAAAGUCCGCAAUCAUGCACUCACUGCACUGGUUUGUGCAUGUACAGAUAGCAAGCAAGUGCAAGUAGUUUUCGUCAGAAUGUGCACAGUCUCCUUGUGUCAUUGUGCGAGCGCUGGGCUUAAGACUGCCAACAGUGGUCAAGUGUUUGUCACGUCUCUUUGUCAAUCUUUAACAAGGUACUUGCUAAUGGUGUCUAUAAUGUAUAAAGGCAGUCAGAGCGCGCCUGUCCGUAUCUAAAACCAACAGUCUAUUCACAAAACGAAAUGGGUUUACAUAUGCAUCGUAUAUCACUUGGCAACAAACAGCUGUUGACAACAGAAAAUCUCUUUUCGAUUUUUACGAAUACAGUACAGUGAAAUUGAACGUUAAACUUGGGAAAACGACUAAGAAAAGAAGGAAAAAGAAUUCGCAAUCUCGAAUGAAUUUCGCAUUUUUAAUGCCACUUUUCCCCUCUGCAAAUUUGCAGUAAAGCUUGUGUGAAAAUGUGCGAAAAUGGUGCAAAAAUGGUGCGAAAAAAUUGAAAAAAUGGUGCGAAAAAUGUGCGAAAAUGGCAUGGUGCAAAAAAUUUGCGAAUGCCGGGCAAAUCUGUGCGGAAAAAAAUGCAAAAGCUGUAUGAAAGUAAAGUGAACACAAUGUGAAAAAGGUGUGAAAAUGUCGUUCUGAAAACGUUCUGAAAUUCCCGACGAUGCCAACGUCGGAGGCAUGGAGCAAACACACUCUCUCAAUGGAUGUGAGUUGUUGUUUACUGGGCCUGCAUUUUAUGUGUGUGGGGACUGAAAUGGGCCACUGUGCAUGCGUUGUGCGUAUGGAUCGGUUUUGAGUACAAACACGUGGUCGUCUUACUCCCCGUAGACGCGAUGCAGUAAAUUAUUUCUAGCCCCAGGGACCACACUAUUUUUUAAUCAAUUUUAGCACAAAUGGAUAGGGUUUGAGUUGCCUGAACGCUUCAUUGAAAAUUCCGGGAAAGGAGAUGAAGUUUCUGGACAUUUGAUCAGCUAAAAACGGGCAUUUUUUAUGUGGAAGUUUAGAGGCUUUCUGGCAGAUCUACAAGAAACUAGGUAUUUUUUAAAAAGAAAGGGUCGGAAACACCUUAGAAAGAUGAGGUUUACAUCACCAAUGGGGACGCAUCCGAGCGAUAAGUGCACAGUGAUUUUCAGAAUGGUGGUAGCCAAGUGUACGCGCACAGCGGCCGGUCAACAUGGUGUCCGCACUUGAUAGCCUCCCAUGUGCCACUGUACAUAGGUGGAUACAGACUGCCUUCUGAGAUUUUGUCUUUGGUAUUCACUGCUUUUAUUUCUGCUUUUCCAAGAUAAAUACCAAGUAUUAUGAUAUUUGGUGGCUGUUUUGUUCCUGUCGAUUCCCACAGAACAAAAUUGUACAUUCAAAGACCAAUAAAGUUUGGUGGGGGGAUGUUUUUGACGACUGUUCAGCUACAUGUACUUGUAAACUUCACACUUAAAAAUUGAUUUUGUUUUUUUCUGGGUUAAUUUCCUUCUCAGUUGUCAAACAGGUGUUAACAUUUUCCCACUUGUGAAAAGUUUUCACACUUGUGAAAAACAGGCAUGAAAGCAUGAAAAUUUUCCCACUGUGUAAAGAAGGUGAGAAAAUUUUUCCCACUGAGGGGAAAGUUUUUAAUAAUUUGCUAAAAGAAUAUUCAAUUUCUCGAAUGAAAAACUGUGUGAAAUUUUCCCCACUUUUGAGGUUUAACUUUCAAUUGCACUGUACUGUACACCACAGUCAUUUGUUGCAACUUGGCAUUCUCCGAAGUCUUUGGAUAAUAUCUCCCUUGAUCCCAGCCGUCAGAUUCCUUAAUAGCCAGCAAGUGUACUAAGUUUCUGUUGAGGCCCCACUGUGUUUUCUUGUAACCCUUAUCGCCACCCUUGUUUGAUAAAUAACCCGAGCAAUUGUUGGUAAAUCACCACAGUUUGAAAAUCAGUGUUGCCAAAAUCUAUAACCGUACCUACUCAGCUUCCAACAUCUGAAUGUCUCGUCCUACCCAUGACGUGUUAUAAAUAUGUUUAUUCAUCAAAUUGGAACUGUGUGACUGAAUGGACGUUAAGAAAUAAUGCUGCACACGUACCUGUUGAAGGACAGUGCAUGCGUGUUUAGAGCCAUUGUCAACUAGUUUUAUCUCAUGCUGCCAUAGUGACGAAGCCACGCCCACCUCUUGAGCACAGUAGGCUAGCUGUGAAUAGAUUUUGAAAGACAAAGUUGGCAAAUGUUUGCAAACAUUUUUGAAAAGGGGAAUCAUCAUCCAAUUGGAGUUUCUGUUGCUGCAGUACAGGCACUGUAAGCAGCCACAAGCUUACAUUGUAGCCAACUUGUGAUUGGACAUUGCCAGCAGACAUUUGUGUGAUGAUUGGCCACUGUGUGCCAAUCACCUGCACUACUUACCAAUCAGAGAGUCUCUAAGAAAUGUACAUUUCCAUCAACUCCCAGGUGUCUGUUUUUGGAGUGAAAAUCAGGUUGACUGUUGAGAUUUCUCUUCCCGUUAUUCAGCAUUCAUGUUUCCUUUGCACGUCGAGAUUUGUUUCUUUUCUGAAAUGGUUAUUAUUUGUUAUUGUUAUGUCGAACAUGCACUCGUUUCACCUCCUUUCAAUUUAAACUGAAAUGUGAGUUACUGAACAUCUUUACGCUCCUUUGCUGGUCCCAACCGCCGUUUCAGGGCGCUGGAACGGACAAAUACCCUCACAAAAGUUUGGAGAGGAACUGUACAGGGGUCACAAAACUUUCUUGGUAAUACAGUACGAUUACUUGGAAAUUAGCUCAUCCCAGGGCCUCGUCAGUGCGGUCCAGAUGAGCAAAUGGCUUACAUUGGCCGACUUUUUUGACCAAGUCAAUGGAGCAGGGAAUAAAGUUCAAAGUCACACAUGCCCUCCUAAAACUACCAAGCAGACAGAAGGAGGGUCACUUUUGCACAUCCCUGCACUUCAGCGGGAGACCUGGUGUCAAAAUCAAAACAUAAACAAAUAACAAAACCUUUCCUGACUGUGGUCAACAACUGUUUGUUCCAUAUAACAACGAUGCGGGAUAUGACCCGACCACUGUGGACCUUAGAUUACGCACACGAAAUUUAGUGGAUGUCAAAGUCCGGGUGGUGUAUAACCAGCCUAGAAUGUCACUUACACAACCGCUGUAACUUUGUCAUACGACUCCUAGCUGGACUCACUCUGGCGAAUUACUCAGUUGAAAGUGAUGGAGGCUGUUCUAAAAUUCCUGGAAAUAUUCUGGUUUUUGUCACACGAGCAACGUCUCCUACUUGACCCAAGUUACAGUGAGACCCCUGUUGCAAAAGCACAUCAUUUUCACAUCACUGCAACUUUGUUUUUGGUUCACUUGAAAAAAAAUGGCAUGAUGGGAAGAGUGCAAAGGAUCAUGGGUACAGUGUAUCACUGUCACCUUUUUUUCUUAUAAAAAAGCGAGUAACAGGAUUGGUCAGGGGUGUUUAGUUGUGGGACCUCUGAUUGGUCGGUAUCUGACGUGCUUCAUUUGCAUGGAAUUUUGAGAAUAAUGUGCAAGUAUGUAAAGUUGGAAGGAAAAUAUGGAAAUGUAUGAUAAUCAUGUGCGUGUUUUGUUUAAUAUCCUCCACGAGCAAUUUACAUGUAUGUGGUGGACUUUGUGCGCACAACACUGUUACAUGUAACUGUGCAUGUUGUUAAAAUGUACACGGGACAUAACCCACGUGUGAUAGGCUACAAUUAUGCACACAGAGUACACCUGGAACUAUUAGAAAAUAAUGUAAUCCAAAUUAUCAAGCGAAUUCGGUGUAAUCAACAGUAUGGGUCCCAGCUCUGGCGGUUUGGGACCUCGUCUCUGCAGACUUCUGGGAACUUCUUUAAAGUGACCUGGUAUCAUAUUUGAAGGUUGUAGCUCGAUAGGAAAACUAAGGUCGAAAGAAGAAUGAGGUUGGAACCGGCUGAAACCUUGCAUUGAGGAUAUAUGCAGUUGGGAUGGGUACCAGUUAGUUUGGUGACAUACCCGCUGGGUGUUACAGUUGUGCCAAUCUCCCCACUUAGCCACGUGUCAUUCUAGACACGUUGAUGCGUCACUCGUGUUGGGAAGAGAUCACGUAGUGUAUUAAAACAUGUUUCAGGGAGGACACGUCCUGUAAAUCACGUCUUUUUUGAGGGGUGGGGAUUUUAACAGAUACAUCUUUGUGCAAAAUCAGCCAAUACUGAGUGCGAAUCCCAUGUUUGUCUCCACAUGUUGGCAGUUCGAAUAAUGGAUCCUAUUCAGAUGUCAUUCCCCGUUGCCCCGCUAGGUAUUCCGUCAUGGGUGCAACGUUUUGAACGUGUUGUUAAUCUUAAAUGCAGAUUUUUUUUUCUUUCCUAAAGACUGGAGUCAUUGAGGUUUUGAGUUGAAACUAGGAAAAACAUUUUAAAAAAACUGAAUUACAAAAACGAUAUUUAUAACAUCAACACACAAAAUUCUCCCAAUGUGGAUUCCUUAAAUAGUUCUCCCAAUCUGUUUCCGACUUUCUCGCUGGUUUUUUUAUGUUCUGCGGACGUCAGACGCAAACAGUAUUACCACCAACGAGAACUGUGCGAACUGUAGAUAAAUCGGUUUGUUUCGGUCCAUGAAAAAUGCACAAACCUUGUCCAAUCCUCCAUCAUUAGAUUAUUUUAACAUCAGAGUUAAUGACUUAAUCAGUCUUAAAGAUCCAUAGUGAGCGUUGCAGUUACUGAAAUCCCCACCACAAAAUUUUAUAACCGCCCUUUGUAAUCGAUUUUUUAAUGGAAUUUUAACGAUUAUAGUUUUUAAUUGAUGGAUCGAGGUCCUUCAUUUAAUAAUUUGGAGUUUAAUCAUGGAAUUGGAAAUAGUGCAGUGAAAUUUUAAAUCUGGAGCUAGCACACAGGAUUCCAGUAUUUUUGUUCUCAUAAUUUUUACUUUUACCUUUUAUGGAUUUUAUCUCAAUCAUUUUGUCUUUAACGAAGUCCAUAAUUGCAGUCCAUUUUGUAUGAUUUUUAAUCUGAUUUGUUGAUGCUAUUUGAGCUAAUUCCUCCAAAACGCCAAGGUUUUCUGCCAUAGACUUUACUAAAGCUACUUCAGGAAAUUGUUUUGGUAAUGUAUUCAUUUGUUUUGGGUGGGGCACUGGGGACACUUGAAAAUGUCCAUUUCAUCCUUACCUAAAGGAUGAAAAAUUUAAAACCCUUUUAUGGACAUUUUAACGAAAAAAACACAGUGGUUUCGGCAGAAAUGGUCCAAACGAAGAAUUACGUUCCGUGCUCGAUUUUAAUAAUGUGCAUGUACCACCUGUUUCCGCAGGAUUUCAGCUGAAUCGCUGUAUUUCUUCACUUUAAAAACCAUUAAAAAAUGCGAAAGUAUCCAUUAAUUACUGUUUCCUCAGUAUUCGGGAUGGAAUUAUGUUUUGCUUUUCUUUCCUGCUCGAGUUUGUUUUUUACUACGCUUAUUGAUGAUUCCAAAAUCUUUCACGGAACAUUUUUCUUCGUUUUAAUUUUAGAAUUUGGCGGGGGAAAAUGUAACCAUUCGGAUUUUCCUACAAGCAUUAUGUAUUCAGAAGUCCAUAUUUGGUUUUAAAAUUAACAAAAAUAAUAGUUUAAGACCGAUUUUACAACCCCAGCGUACGAUACUUUCUGAGCCAUUUUAUGGAUAACCGACAGUGUCACCGUUAAAACUUUGCCAAAAGUUUCAAAGUGAGUCAAAUAACGAGGCCUACAUAAACCAGAUAAGAUGCAAUUUUUAUGCGCUGUAUUAUAUCAAUAUUGGGGAAAUAAUGCCAAACCCAAUGUGAAUUGGAUGGGUCUGUGUGUAGAAUUUAGAUGCAUAAUUAUUUGUAAUGUACAGUAGACCUGAAAAAAAUUGACCUCACAAGUGUAAAUAGGUAAGGCUGUUGCAGUCAAUUAUUAAAAUGACGAGGGUCUGGUGCCCGGCCCCUUGUGAGUUUUAAAAACUGCA